AGAGAGAGAGAGAGAGAGAGAGAGAGAGAGAGUGUGUGUGUGCAUGAGAGAGGGAAGUAGGGAGAGUGGUUAAGCGAGUAGAGAGAGAGCGAGAGAGAGAGAGAGGACUAGAUCCAGCUCUCGUUGCUGUAGCAUUUCCUUCUUGACCUGGAAUCCUAGAGGAGAAGUGAGAGAGCUGAGCUUGUCCAUGGUGAUGGCAUUCAUUCUGUAGCAGGGCAGCUGAACAGGAGUAGCAUUAAGAAGAGGUCUUCAGAGGACAUUCACAUACAGAAGGGCAGACUGAGUCACUCUUGUAGGAUUACCUUAAGCACAACUCCAAACCUAACCCUGGGGACCAGAAAGAACAGAUAGAGGAUGAGGUCCAAGAGUAGUGGGGUGGAGAGCCCAGCCAAUGGGGUACUCGGGGUUCCCCAGGCAACACAAGACAUCAACCAGGAAGAGGGUGUAAAUCUGCAUACACCCAUAAAGAGUCUGAAGGUCAAAGUUCAACCAAACAUUGAGGAGUUGGUGGAGGAGGUGGUGGUGGUCUCUGACAUAGAGAAGUCAACCGAGGACAGCUUAGGUACUAGUGACAAAAGACUGGGAAUCAUGGACCUUACUAAAAAGGACCUUCUGAGGCUGCUAGGGGUCAUGGAAGGUGAGGUUCAGGCGAGGGAGGAUGUUAUCUGUGUGCUGAAGACUGAGAGGACACGUCUGGAAGCUCUGAAGUCCCACUAUGGUUCUGCAGCUCCUACCACAGCCCUCCAGGCCCUACAGAGAGACAGCCUUCUCACCAACACACAUACACACAUUGACAAUGUCUACCAGUGGCCAAUGGCUGAGCUGGACCGUCUGCAGGAUAAACACAAGGACACGUAUCGGCGCAUGCUGGAACAGCUUCUAUUGACUGAGAAGUGUCAUCGCCGCACCGUGCACGAGCUGGACAGCGAGAAGCACAAGCAUGCUGACUACAUGAACAAGAGUGACGAAUUCACUAACCUAUUGGAGCAGGAGAGAGAGAGGUAAGAUGAUGAGGGGGAGGAAAAGAGAGAGGUCAGAGGAUGAGGAAGAGACUCUUGUUAAUUUCGUUCUGACCCAAAGCUGAGAGAAUUAAAGUAAGAAAAGGUUUACUCAGCAUUGGAGCAUAAUGAAGUUGGUGAUGAGGCAAUAUCUCCCAGUUCUCUUUCUCCCAUGACAUCAUCUGGUGGAGGUUCAGAUUAGCUCAUCAGGACCAUUGGGACCUUGGCUUCAGUAGUCCAAGCAUGACUGUGUGUGUGAGAGGAGUGUGUAAGGACACAGAGAGCGGGAACCUCUCAAAGGGAUCAGACAUGAGAAAGAGCGAGAGAAAUCAGCUUGGUCUCAGACUAGACGUAAGAUAGUAAACAUACAUCUGGAACACUCAAAUUAGUAUGAUAUGUUACGUUUGGUAUGGUUACAUAAGACAGAAGGUUACUUAAGGCAAAAAUGAAAGUAGGGUGUUUGGUUGGGGUGGAUGGGUAGACUUCUGGCAACCCGAAUGUUGCAUGUUCAAAUAUCAUCACGGACAACCUAAUAAUUUGAGAACCAACUAUUUUCUACUUUGCAACUACUUAGCAUGUUAGCUAAGCCUAACCUUAACUCUUUAACCUAAUUCUUAACCUCAACCCCUAGCCUAGCUAGCGUUAGCCAUCUAGCUAAUGUUCGCAUUAGCCACCUAGCUAACAUUAGCCACAACAAAUUCAAAUUCAUAACAUAUCAUAUAGUAU
Molecule: messenger RNA, 1724 nt
Organism: Oncorhynchus nerka (sockeye salmon)
Lineage: Eukaryota; Metazoa; Chordata; Actinopteri; Salmoniformes; Salmonidae
Product: filamin-A-interacting protein 1-like
Exons: 4
Coding region: 355-1005 (216 amino acids)
Source: RefSeq, a predicted model, not a curated record